GAUGCCUGCAAGGACCACUGGGUUUUAAAAGUAAGGCCUUGUGAAUCAAAUGCCCCUGAACCUAGGGAAAAAAGUCAUAAAACUGCAAACAUCGAGCCCCAAAAAUUUAAAAUUUUCAGUAGCAAGUCCAACAAAAUUGGGGCACAAAGCCUAGACAAUCUCAAUAUCUAUCAGCUAUAUUACCUAUAUAGAGCAGAGAUGCUACAGUUAAUCCGAAAUACGAGUAUGCAGCUAAAAAACCCACGAAAAACCAAAGAGAAUGAGAUCAUUAUCUCCAAAAAAAGCCAAAGUAACAAAGUGAAGAUACAGCUCCAAGAUAAGAAAUCUUAUAAAUUUCAUGGAUUUUGAGGUUGUAUUUGUUGAAUUUGCCCUUGAUUAUAUAUGGGUCGUGUUUGAUAUUGCAUGCACGCAAAGUGUUCGACGAAAUGCCCCACUGAAGUUAUAUUGACUAUGGCAAGCUAACAGCAUACGGCGGAUACCCUCUUGUCUUUGUACAUAUUUUGACAAGCACAGCAUUUGUUGCUGCGUCAAUUAUGUCAUGUUUUUGUUCGCUCUCAUUCGACCCGAAGCCGAGCGAGUUCGGGCAAGUUGAGCUUGGUGUACAAGGAAAUCUGAUACACUGGAAUGAUGGCAAGUUUAGGGUAAGUUCCUAAAACCUCUCCUAUGUUUUAAAUUAUGACUUGCUGGUUAUCAUUUUUUACUAUCAUCAGUUCAUCACCAAGUGUACAAGAAAAUAUGUAAAGCCCCUCGUGUGAGUUGAAACUAGUUACCUCACCAUCUCAUAUACACGGAGCUUACGAAUGACUAACAUAUAAGACUAGUAAUACAAAGUAGGAUGAGACCCUAUUGCGCUUUUAUAUGGACAUGAAUUCACACUGGAGUUUUAUCUAAGGCCUCGUUUGGUUUGAUGUAAAACAUUUUCAAUUGCAAAUUAGUUUCCCAUUGUUUGGCUCCUUUUAAGAAAAGUUAAAGAGAAAUGAAAAAUAGGAGUGGAGAUGUGAGGAUGGAUAAGAGAAAAGUAAAAAGGAGGUAAGGAGGAGGGUAGAAAACAUGGCUUCCCUUGUCUUGUUUUGUAAAGAAAAAGUGUUUUCCAACAAUAUGGAUGCAAUUUUCCACCAUUGGAAAAAUUGUUUUCCACCCCUUCACAAACCAAACAAAGGAAAAUGGGAAUAAAUGGAAAAUUUAUUUUCCAUGAAAACAUUUUUCAUCUUUAUUUUCCAUGACAUUUUCAUCAAAGCAAAAAGGGCAUAAGAUGAUGCGUGCAUACUGCAUAUCACAUGAAAGUUGAUACAAGUUGAGUAAUGCUACUUGCUUGUAUCUGCUAUCUCCAUGGUCGUCAUGCCAUAAGGGAUUUCAUAGCUCUGUUCCCUUGCUAGUUUGGAUCUAAACAAUUAAUAACUUAUCCACACAAACAAAAUUUUCAGUUACAUGUAAAUGAUAUACGAAGUAAUGCAUAUCGUUGAUUAUAUUUAUAUUCCUCGUUGAACCUUUGACCUCAAUUAUAAUCAACAAUUGAGUUAAUUUAUACUUAUCACAUAUUAUGACUUUGGGUAAUGUUUGAACCAAUAAGUUUAGUAUGUUAAAGUAUAAGGGGUGUUACCAUGAAACAAAAAAAUAUAAGGGAUGGGAGUCAGAGUCAUGCAACUGCCUACCGGCCUUGCAAUCUCAUACAAUAGAAUUUAUGGAAUGUUAUCUUAAUUUCAUAUUCCUAAAAUUGAGAACUGGCAAUUUUUGGAAUCUAACCAAUUAUCUCUAGUAGCUUAUACAUCUAGUACCUUAUAUAACUAUAAUUACCUACAUAUAUCAUAAGAAGUGGAUAUUAUUGAGACAUAAAUAACUAAAGUCAAGUAUUAGAAAACCUUUUGUUGUACAAUGCCUUAUAUUGUGUUAACAUGGUUUGGUGUUACUUUUGUGAAGAGAACAACUUUAUACGGAGCUGUUAAUCAGGUUUGUUAGAUUUGUUUUUGAUAAAAUGAAUUUUGAAUAUAAAUACUAUGACAAUAUAGUUAUAAUUUUAAUAAAAUAUAUAUCUCUUAUCUAAGAAUUUCUUCGUAAGUUAGUAGAAAAAUUGUCAACUCAACAUUGGCCAAAAUAUAAAAUUCUGUAUACCUGUUUUUUAAUCCCAAUUGCUUUGAUAGUUGUAAAUGCUGAUCUGAAGCUGGAAGACCAUAAGUACCCAUGUCCUGUCAUCCUUAUAUUUUUUUUACUACUACUGUAUUUUUUUAAACUUGGUUUGUUCCCCCCCAAAAAAGACUUUGGUUUUGGUCAAAAAUAAAUAAAUUAAUACGGAGUAAAACACGUGGCUUUGGUAGCUGUCCAGCUGAGUAGCUUUGCUGGAAAAAAAAAUGUACUCCGUAUCUUGUAAAUCUCUGAAUAAAUUUAUUUUCUAUAUAAAAUUUUCCCUGUUAUUUUAUUUUUUAUCAUCAUCUUUGACUCAAUAAGUAUUCAAUUUUGGAUAUCAUGGCUUGAUUCAUCAUUGAAUUAGGACAAGAAUUUAUCCAUCACCCAAGUAGCCAGGCAAAUUUUCCAUGAGAGUUAGAUAAACACCUAUACAUUUUACAAAAGUAAUACUUUAUCUGAAGGAGGAGGAGCUGCUUAUGUUGACAUGGAGGCAAUGGUCUUACUCAAAGCAGCUGGUCAACAGCUUGGAAAAUGGAUGGUGGAAGAAGCCAAACACCUGUAUGCUGUGAAAGAUAAGGUUGAGGGACUCCAAAGUGAGCUUGAAUGGAUCCAAUGUUUCCUACGAAACGCAGACGAGAAACAUGGAGAUGAUGAAUUGGUUCAGAAAUGGAUAUCUGAAGUCAAUGACUUCUCAUAUGAAGCUGAGGACAUUCUUGAGAAGUACCUCCUCAAAGUUUCCAACCCUAGAAAAAAGGAUGAGAUCUGGAGUCUGAUUAAAUGGGCUACUUGUGCUCUUGGUGAUGCUAUAUCAACACAUGAAGUUGGGUGCGAGAUUGAUGUCCUAAGUAGUAAGAUCUCAAAGUUAGCUAAAAGAAUGAAAACCUAUGGAGUAACGCCUGCCUCGUCGUCAUCUUUAUCACUGGAUGAGAUGAGGUGUAUUCAUCCCCACCUUCCAGUGGAUGACAUAAUUGGGUUGGAAGAUGACACAAAUGUUUUAAUAAAUCACCUGAUGAACAGAGAAACCAAAGUGAUUGCCAUAAGUGGGAUGCCAGGGUCUGGUAAAACCACCCUUGCUCGGAAAGUGUAUCUCACAGUGAAAGGGCACCAAUUUAAGAUGUGUGCUUGGGUUUAUGUCUCUCUGGAAUUCCAACCAAGGAAUGUUAUUAUAGGGAUUUUGCUGAGUCUUUAUGCAGAUGAUAAGACAGAGAGGAAUCUCAUCCAAAACAUGGGACCGGACGACCUAGAAAAAAAACUAUACGAUGUCUUGAAAGAGAAGAAGUGCCUGGUGGUUCUUGAUGAUUUAUGGGAAGCCAGUGAUUGGAAUCGUUUGAAAAAUGCAUUCUCAAUCGAAGCCUCAAGCAGCAAAUUGAUGAUCACCACGCGCAAUACAGCAUUGCUUUCAAGUGUUGAUCCUCGAGGAGUCACUCAUGAACCCAAGGGUCUAUCUCCUGAGGAUAGCUGGAAGCUAUUCAGAAGGAAAGCAUUUCUGGACAUGAAAGACAUCUGUACAAGAGAUCCAGGAAUGAAGGAUUUGGGAAGUAAAAUGAUUAAGCGUUGUAAUGGCUUGCCUUUGGCAAUAGCUGUGUUGGGAGGACUUCUUGCUCCUAAAAAAACACUAAAGGAAUGGGAAAGGGUCAACAAAACUUUUUUGCGUGAUAACAACGAUGUUGUAACAAAAGUAUUGGAGUUGAGCUACACCAGUUUACCCUAUCACUUAAAACCUUGCUUCCUGCAUCUGGGAAAUUUUCCAGAAGAUUCUGAAAUUCCAACCAAAAAGUUGUACCGUAUGUGGAUUGCUGAAGGUAUUGUUGCUCCGAGAAAUGACAAGCCAACUGAAACUUUGGAGGACACUGCCAAUAGUUACUUGCAGGAGUUGGUGCAUAGAUGCAUUGUCCAAGUUGGAAAACUAGGGCCAGCCGGAAGGAUAAGAACUUGUCGCUUGCAUGAUUUAAUGAGGCACAUGUGUGUUAAAAAAGCUAAAGAGAAAAAUUUUCUCUCCAUAGCUUCUCAUGAGGGUGUAGAUGUGGGCUGCAGUUCUUCUGUAAUUCGAGAUGGAAAUCUUCAUCGUGUAGCCGUACAUUUUGAUCAGAUUAGCUUACCUUCUCAGAGUGACAAGACUUCACAUCUUAGAUCCCUAAUGUUCUUUGGAAGUGGUCCAAUUUACAAAGGUGAUCAUCAAGGUUGGUUAAAAGAAAUGAUAAGCGACUUCAAGCUGCUUCGUAUUUUGGAUCUUGAAAAUACUGGUAUUGAAGAAGUUCCCAGAGUGAUUGGUAACUUAAUUCACUUGAGGUAUUUGAGCAUUAUGGGAACUCAAGUAACAACAUUGCCAUCAACUCUACGCAACCUAAGGUGCCUUCAAACUCUUGAUCUACGCGUGUCUCUUCAACAAAAUUGUGUCCUGACAAUACCAAAUGUCUUGUGGAGGAUGAAAGAGCUUAAUUAUUUGUAUCUCCCUUCACAUGCCUACAAAGUCAAGAGGUUUCAAAAACUGAGGGUUAAAGGUUUAAGCAGCUUGAAGAUACUCAAGAACUUUGACACCACAAGAUCUCAAGUCAACAACCUGCACAAACUGGAAAACUUGAGGAAACUCUGCAUUAAGAAUGAGGUGUCUAAGAUCGAAACUCUUAAGAUUAUUUUAGAAUGUCAGAGCAUCAGAAACCAUAAUCUUUUGCACCUGUCCCUUAAGAUUCAUGGUUCUAUACUAAAUGUAGAUGCAGCGAUUUUGUCAAGCUGCAACUGCCUCCAUACUCUGGAAUUGUAUGGGACGAACCCAACAAUUACAGAGCUGAUGCUAGAAAGCUUUAAAUUUCCUGAAAGUCUGACGAGUUUAGCUAUAAUUAACUGCAGCCUAAUAUGUACUGAUCCUAUGCAAAACUUCAAGAACCUCCAUAACCUUAGAAGUCUUUCCCUGGACAAUGUCUCAUUCUCAGGAGAUUGUAUGGAUUGCACACAUGGUAGUUUCUCAAAGCUUGUUGAUUUGAAGCUCAGUAAUAUGGACACCUUAAAGGAGUGGAAGGUAGGAGUAGGAACCAUGCCUAAUCUUUACCGUUUGAGGAUAUACGACUGCGACAAUCUACAGAGGAUUCCUGAUGGAUUGCCUACAUCAGUUCGAGUUGUGUGUAAGCCUUGUAAGAGUGGAAUUAACAAGUAUUUAACCUGCCCUCAUUUCCCAGUAGAGCUUGUGGAUGACGACGAUGCUGACUUGGCUACCCGAUUACUAGGCAAGUCCAGUCCUUUGGAGGUGCGACCUGCUUAGGGUCCAACAAAAAAUAGGGCCCUAAAUGGCCUACAUGCUUUGCUAGUCCUUUUUUUUCUUGGUUAUUACUCCAUCCGUCUCUUAAAGAUUGUCAUAUUUUCUUAUCCUGACACAUUACCUCGACAAAAUAACAAAGAAAACCUCUACUGUUUUUCUUCAACCCAAAACUUACCUUCUUAGUACAAAUGUAAUUAUUUUUUUCAAUUCUAUUUCAAUGUAAACGCAGCCCCUAAUCAUUGAUUAUGAUGUAUUAAUUUUUCUAAUAUAGUGUGAAUGGAUGAAAUCUCAAGCUUAAUCAAUGGGAUAUUUCUUUGACUGAUAGUGAUAGUGUGGUUGGUCCAACUGACGUGUAAAUGAAAAAAAAAAAAAAAAGAGUCGACUACUGAUCGUGGUAGGUUGUUGCCUAACUCUGAACUCUCCUUAUAAAUAAUUAGAUUUGAUAGAUCUCAAAAUAAAUGCACGGUUAACAAUUUUACUAAGUCC
This is a messenger RNA of Chenopodium quinoa (quinoa), 5860 nucleotides long. RefSeq names its product probable disease resistance protein At1g58602. Gene Ontology annotation, biological process: defense response to other organism. The transcript is spliced from 2 exons. The coding region runs from base 2606 to 5377 and encodes 923 amino acids. The record is from RefSeq and is a predicted model, not a curated record. Gene Ontology annotation, molecular function: ADP binding. Lineage: Eukaryota; Viridiplantae; Streptophyta; Magnoliopsida; Caryophyllales; Amaranthaceae.